AUUGGUCAGGAAGAACGAGAAAGAGGCCACAGGAAACAGUGGCCGCACGUCAGGCGGCAGGAAGAAGGCCAGUUGGACAGAGCUCGGGACUGAGGGACCACACAGCCAAAGAACUCCGCUGAGCACUGAUGGCGUCAGCCAGGAACCUGGGCCUCCUGUUCUUUCUGCUACUGACUUCAGAUGAGGAGGCCACCGAAGAGCCAAGGAAUGUCUGCCGCCGGCUCCAGGAGGGCCACGAGUAUGACACUUUCGACUUGGAUGAGAUUGCUCAGUGUUUCACCAAAUGUGGGCAAUCGGAGCACAGCCCCUGUGACCUGGGGAACCUGCAGAGAUACUGGCUGAACUAUGAGUCCCACCUGCUGGAGAAUUCCAUGGAGACUGUGGACAUGCCUUUUGUUAAGGCAUUGAUCCAGAACAUCAGCACGGACGUCUCAGAAGACCUGCUGUACUCUCUGGUGCCCUCCCAGAUCCCGAAGCAGGUGAUGCAGGGUGAGGACCAGCCUGCUGAUAAAGUUCGACUUCCCAAGAGCCUGUUUGGAGCCCUGCCUGGCAACGGGUCUGCAGUCCGGUUGGCCAUAACUGUUCUAAACAUCGGUGCAGGGAAUGUCUUUAAGGGCCCCAAGCUCCUUGAGGACAAGGGCAGCAGCGUGUUGAACAACCGCAUGGUGGGCUUGAGCGUGGGCCAGAUGCACACCACCGGGCUGUCAGAACCUGUAGAGAUCACCUUCUCCCACCGGCGUCAGCCACCUAACGUGAUCCUCACCUGUGUAUUCUGGGAUAUGGCUAAAGGAGACUGGGAUUCCCACGGCUGCUCCACGGAGCCCGGGGAUGGGAGAACUGUCUGCCGUUGCGACCACUUGACCUUCUUCGCCUUGCUGCUGAGGCCGAUCUUGGACCUGGUCACAGCACAGACUCUCACUCGAAUCUCCCAGGCAGGCAGUGCUGUCUCCAUGAUCUUCCUGGCCUUCACCAUGGUGCUCUAUGUUGCCUUCAGGUUCUCUCUGCAGAGGUUCAAGUCUGAAGAUGCCCCUAAGAUCCACAUGGCUUUGAGCAUCAGCCUGUUUCUCCUGAAUCUUACUUUCCUGAUCAAUGUGGGGAGCAGCUCUCAAGGGCCCCCGGCCUCCUGCUGGGUCCGAGCCGCCAUUUUCCACUACUUCCUGCUCUGUGUCUUCACCUGGAUGGGCCUGGAGGCCUUCCACCUCUACCUGCUGGUCAUCAGGGUCUUCAAUACCUACUUUGGACACUAUUUCCUGAAGCUGAGCCUGCUGGGCUGGGGCCUGCCUGUUCUUGUAGUUAUUGGUGCUGGAAGUAGCAACAGUUAUGGUGUUUACACCAUCCAGGACCAGGAGAACCGCACGUCGCUGGAGCUGUGCUGGUUCCAGAAAGAGCCUGCCCUUUAUGCUACUGUCCACGGCUACUUCCUUGUCACCUUCCUCUUCGGUGCAGUGGUGCUGGCUUUGGUGGCCUGGAAGAUCUUCACUCUGCCCAGCGUCACAGCGGGCAAAGGACAAGGGCCGACCUGGAAGUCGGUCCUCACUGUGCUGGGCCUCUCCAGUCUGGUGGGCAUGACCUGGGGGCUGGCUGUUCUCACCCCCCUCGGCUUGUCUACCGUCUAUGUCUUCACCCUCUUAAACUCUCUGCAAGGGCUCUUCAUCUUCUUCUGGUUCAUCAUCCUCUACUUCCCGACUCAGAGCACCACAGCCUCCUCCUCCGGUACCGCCCACCUGGACCAGGCCCACUCCGUGUCCCAGAAGUAGUUGAUGGGUGGCUGCAGUUUGCUCUCACCUCUGGCUGGUUUGUGUGUCCUUGACCAGCUCCCUACUUCCUUCUGGGCUCCAUUGUCUUCUCUGCAGGGCAUCUGUACAGGGAGGGAGAGGAUGGGGACCAAGCUGGGCCCUGUGGCUUCAACAUUCCCAUUCAGGAGGCUGGAGACCUGACUUGAAGAGGACACUGGUUCAGUUCCCAGCACCCACAUGACAUCUCUCAGCUGACUGUGACUCUGGUUCCAAGAGAUCUGACACUCUCCUCUGGUCUCCAAAGGGCACCAGGCAUGAAGGUGCUAUAUAUAUAUACAUGUGCCACUCAUACAUAUAAAAUAGAAAUUAAAAAAAUAUUUUAAAAGCUCCCAUUCGGAUGUGUUCAUGGGUCCAAAAAGCCACGAAUGCAGAUCUGCAGGACUCAAAAGUCCCUAUAAGCCUUGGAGCCCCAGCCAACAGUGUUAUCUUUACCCCUGUUGCUAUGGCGACAGAUCUCUAGAGCUAAGCAGCUGUGGACCACCUCUAAUUUCACCAGGAGAGAUCCAGAACCAGAGGCAUGCUGCUCCCUCCAUCUCUAGAUGCCCAAGGGGCAAAAGGGAGAAAAGACGGACCUUCCCACAACAUCUGUACUCUUAUAGGACAGCCUUACCAACCAUUUCAACCCAGUCUGAGCAUCAGACCUGGCCGUGUCAAGCCAAUAAUUGUCACACAUUUAAAUAUAAACAAAUAAUUGUCGAUUGAGCAAA
This is a messenger RNA of Mus pahari (shrew mouse), 2503 nucleotides long. RefSeq names its product adhesion G protein-coupled receptor G3 (gene Adgrg3). Gene Ontology annotation, biological process: adenylate cyclase-activating G protein-coupled receptor signaling pathway; cell surface receptor signaling pathway. The coding region runs from base 129 to 1757 and encodes 542 amino acids. Gene Ontology annotation, molecular function: G protein-coupled receptor activity. The transcript is spliced from 12 exons. The record is from RefSeq and is a predicted model, not a curated record. Gene Ontology annotation, cellular component: membrane. Lineage: Eukaryota; Metazoa; Chordata; Mammalia; Rodentia; Muridae.